Messenger RNA from Malurus melanocephalus (red-backed fairy wren), 1077 nucleotides. It is a transcript of the gene PSRC1, whose product is annotated as proline and serine rich coiled-coil 1. Gene Ontology annotation, biological process: mitotic metaphase chromosome alignment. The transcript is spliced from 4 exons. Gene Ontology annotation, cellular component: microtubule cytoskeleton; spindle pole; spindle microtubule. Gene Ontology annotation, molecular function: microtubule binding. The coding region runs from base 1 to 1077 and encodes 358 amino acids. The record is from RefSeq and is a predicted model, not a curated record. NCBI's taxonomy places the organism in Eukaryota, Metazoa, Chordata, Aves, Passeriformes, Maluridae.
AUGGGGUCGGUGGUGAUCCCCCAGCUCCCGCAGGUAGCCCCGAUGCCCCGAGGUGAUGGCCGAGGACCGAGGUACGGCAGUGCCAGCAGUGCGUGUUCCCCGUGUUUUCCCCCCGGGGUGGUAGGGCCGGGGCUCACCCCUAGUGUCCCCUCAGAUGUUCGAUUUGUGACCGAGGAGAGCUUCGACUUCGGAGUGCUGUCCCCUUCUGACAGCCAGGAGGAAGAAGAGGAUGAGGAGAGCCCAGGCGGGGGAUGCCAGCGCGGAGGCAGCAAUGGGCGCUGGAGUCCCCUGCGUGGGGCCCGUCUGGAGGAGAUGGUGCGGGAGGCUACGCGCCUGGCAGCACAGCUGGAGGGGUGUCAUUUGCCCCCUCCCGCUCCUGGAGACACUCUAGGAACCGCUGCCACGCCUCCCGGCACCCCACGCAGCCCCCGCCGCCAGACCUUCGUGGUGAAGGAUAGCCCGGUGCGGGCGCUCCUGCCCACCGUGGAGUCACAGGCACCUGCCCCCACCCCUCGCCCACCCGCCAAGCCCCGGGGGCCCUCUGCUGCCACCAGUGUCCCCAAGGCAUCCGCCAGUCGUCACUCCACAGCAACACCAAAGGGACCCUCUGGGGGCAGGGGGCUCCCCCCCAGCCGCGUGGGCCCUCCCCGGCCAUGCCCUCCCCAGGGACAGGGGGCUGGUGCCCGGGGCAGGUCAGAGCCCCCCCGAGGGGGGACAGCAGGCCAGCCUAAGGCGAGGGGGAGCACAGUCCCCUGCCCCUCCACCACCCGCCAGGCCCACGCCAGAAGCACCAGCACCCCUGUCCCCUCCAGCCGUUCCCCUGCACCCACCACUCUCCCCAAGGUGUCCCCUCGGACCCCAGCAGUAGGCGGGAGGACACCCACCCCCAGAGGUAAGGAUGAAGUGGGGUUGUGGUGGCACAGGGGAUGCCCCCUCCCCUGUGCCUCAGUUUCCCCAUUGUUUCUCUCCCCUUUGCAGGUGCGGGGGCAGCACGGGUGGCCUCCCCAACUGCUGCCUCAGGGUGCAAACCAGGACCACCCCCUGCCCGCCUGCGGCCUCCCCGCAAGACGGCAGUGA